Cooperia oncophora is the source of this 852-nucleotide messenger RNA. Lineage: Eukaryota; Metazoa; Nematoda; Chromadorea; Rhabditida; Trichostrongylidae. The record is from the annotation of a GenBank genome assembly.
AUGUUCAUAGUGCGAUCUUCAUACCGAGGUCCUCCGCAUCCAUGGGAUUCGUUCCGAGUCGUCUUUAUUAUUUUGAUUAUGGCAGUUAAAGUUGAUGCCCUCAUCAAGAAAGCAGUUGUUGAGUGGUCGCCGAGUGGUGAACCCUUUCGUGAUCCGAUGAUUGAUCAUGCAGCUUUGGUUGAGCUUCAUCUUCUUGAUCGUAUAGUAUUUGCUUGCGACAAAUCUGUGCCAGCUGUCAUUUAUAAGGUAUCGGAGGAAUCAUUCGCUGAGUGUAAAUACGAUUUAUCAGCCCAGUGGGUCGGAGAAUGCUCUCGUGGGCUAAAAUAUGUGACAGUUUCUCUGCGAAGUCUCGGUAUUGGGCCUACACAAGCAGCUUUCUAUCCAAACAAGACAUAUUUCUUUACAUCGUUCUCUUCUGGUACGACAAGUGGAAUCGGAGAUAAGAUGGGUGGUCUGUGUGAUAUGGGAGUCCGGCUCAUUCUUGAAGUUCGUGAUUCUACUGUUCGUGUUCCUUUGAAGCCGCGCUCAGGAUCACAGGUAGCGCAGGUUCCCGUACAACGUGUUUCUUAUGGUGGUAUGCCUGAGAAAACGCGUCAGCAACGUUUUCAUGAGGGGCCACCUUUUAUGGAGAUGAGAACGUUCUCUAACAAUGGAAAUUUAGCCUCAAAUUUAUAUAAUGCGCCGGAAGAGGAGAACGAAAGCAGUUUUCUUUUUGGAUGGCCUUGGCUCGAUAGACAGAUCGCUGACGAUAAUUCACGAAUACAGGUAAUAAUGUGCGACCUUGCCAGUACAAAAUGUCUGAUGGUGAGCAAAAGUUGGGGCGGGAUGGGAGAGAGGCGAGAACAUAGUUAA